UGGAGAUCCGGUGAAGGUGAAUCAGACGCAGAGAGAUAGGCAGGAGAGAGCACUUAUUACACGAGUCUCCUCCUCGUCACUACACCUCAGCUGACAAGUGGAGCAAGCCCGCAACUUCACCGCUGUCACGCAACUCACCUCGUAAGGGACAGACAGAGGGAGAAACUCGUAGAGACGCGUCAAGAGUUUCCAGAAGCGACCAUAGCCUGUGACGACGCGGAAUCCACAAGGCUAUGGACAGGAGGAUGAACUUGAACGUCGGCGCAGGGGAUAUUUUUCACAAAACUCUCAGCGCCGUGUCCAACAAAAAGAUGGACCCUUUCAGAUCGUCGGCUGGCAUUGAGCUUCCACCCAGAGACCGCCAGUCGCCAAUCAGUUGUUUUGACCAGGCUGAGCCAGACCCGAUUCAGCCGGGAGGACUGGUAGGAGGUAGAGGGGGAACACUGGGUCUGCCGACCGGAUCUUUGUGCGUCAAGUAUGGGGAAAGCGCAAACAGGACUUCGGCAGCGGAGAGCAGCGGUGGAGAGCAAAGCCCCGACGAUGACAGUGACGACAGGUGUGACAUGGUCCUUCUGACCGACGGGCGGACGGUGAGCGCGGGGAAAUCUGAAGGAGGUAAGAAAACCAAAGAGCAGAAAUUACUGAGGCUAAACAUCAACGCCAGAGAAAGACGACGGAUGCACGAUCUAAACGACGCGCUGGAUGAGCUCAGAGCGGUCAUCCCCUACGCGCACAGCCCGUCGGUGCGGAAACUCUCCAAAAUUGCCACUUUGCUGCUCGCCAAAAACUACAUCCUCAUGCAGGCGCAGGCACUUGAGGAGAUGAGGAGGCUAGUGGCGUAUCUCAACCAGGGACAAGCCAUUUCUGCAGCUUCGAUACCGGCCACCACUGCCCUUGCAGCCCCCGGUUUGGGCGCGUACGAGCAGCCGCCUGGAUACCCCUUCCCCACUGGAGUGGCUGCGUCUUCCUGUCCCGAUAAAUGUGGCCUGUUCAACAACGCCGCCUCCAGCCUCUGCAAACAGUGCACUGACAAGCCUUAACUGCACCCGACAAAGACUCCGAGAAGCACACGAGAGAAAAGAUCCCACUUUUGAGGACACUUUUGGAAAGAACAAAAACAAGUGAGACUGCUGUUGUUGAAGUCACUAUAGAGACAAAAGUAAUGCCGAUUAAACCUUUUAUAAUAUUUACUAAAUGCAUUAAAAUGCGCUUUUUUGUUUAAACAAUACUUGAUUGUGUAUAUAAAUAAUCCUUAAAGUGCUGGUAUGAAUGACAGUAAAGACCAAACAGAAGCAGAUGGCAGCCUGUGAAGGCUGCAAGUGUUGCUGAUCACUUGCUCUGAGAUGGAUCCUUUUUUUUUUUCUUUUAAGAUUUGGGUGACCUGACAACUUGCGACAUUUUCACUUGAAUAUAUGGACAGCUUCCCUUAGUACAACCUCACUCUAUGCUGCUUUCUCCUUGAUUUGCGGUUACUUAUUUAUUUAUUAUUUUCAUUUACCUCAAAGACUAGUUUUCAAUCAAAGGCCCGUUUUCGUGAACUUUUUUUUGAGCACGUGGAAUGUUAUGAAGAAGAAAGUUAAAACAGCUAAGUUAAAUGGUCCAAUCAAACAGAAAUUUAUGUGCUGAUUUAGACACUUGUCAAUAGCUGCGCACGCAAACUACAAUUAUUUUUUUUUAGGCACUGUGAUUAAAUAUUCAUUAUAAUAAAUUAAGAAAAAUGCUAAAAACCUGAAUCAAGGUUUAACAGGUGUUUCGAUGUCUUUUUUAACUUAUUCAUUUGGGUAUUUAUGAUAGAUAUUUUGCUUGCAUUGCACAUUGUUGUAUACAAAGUUGAUGUGUUUGCGUUAUUUUUUUUCUUCAACAAGAAGUCUUCACAUUAAUCGCGUUGUCAGGUCAGGCUGUGGAUUACUGUAGAUACCUUAGUUAUUCUAUGAGCAAAGAGGGCCGUUUGUAUGUAUUUCAGUGUUGAAAGCUUUAUUAAAAUAUUUUGAACAACAGAAACAAACUUCUAAUUAUUCAUUGGAUGUCAGUCAGUGUGAGUGGUAUCAAAGAAAGUUGUUUAAAAAAACACUUUUUUCAUAUUUGACUAAUAUACGUAAUGAUAUUUAGUUUCUAUGUGCUUAUUAUAAAUUAAGGCCAUCAGAUAGUGUUGUUCCUUCACCAGGUGCCAAGCACAGGAGAUGUUUAAAUUAUUUUCCACUUCCAAAACUGAUAACUUUUUCUUUUUCUGAGUUACGACAAGUCUUGGGAGCGAAGGCCAGACGUGGUGGUUGAAUAGCCUGGGGCUCGAGGAAGAAAAGAAAUCAGCUCUGGUGACCUUUAUUGUGAUUAUUAGAACGAUUUCCAUGACGGUGUAAAAUAAUGGGAUAAUCUAAAAACAAGUGUGUACAAAAACUGUUCCGGUAAUACCUGGAUUCACAUAAUCGUUGAAGCAAUUAGAGCUCCAGAGUGUGAUUAAGAAACGCAAUUACGACCGCGCGCUUUGCCGCAAUUUGGAGUCUUUAAUCACAACGCAGCCAUCAGCUGCACUCGGAGCGACUCGCCCUUUGUCCC
Melanotaenia boesemani (Boeseman's rainbowfish) is the source of this 2553-nucleotide messenger RNA. RefSeq names its product basic helix-loop-helix family, member e22 (gene bhlhe22). Bases 234 to 1040 code for a protein of 268 amino acids. Gene Ontology annotation, molecular function: protein dimerization activity. The transcript has a single exon. The record is from RefSeq and is a predicted model, not a curated record. Lineage: Eukaryota; Metazoa; Chordata; Actinopteri; Atheriniformes; Melanotaeniidae.